Balaenoptera ricei (Rice's whale) is the source of this 3701-nucleotide messenger RNA. RefSeq names its product solute carrier family 25 member 24 (gene SLC25A24). The transcript has 10 exons. The record is from RefSeq and is a predicted model, not a curated record. Lineage: Eukaryota; Metazoa; Chordata; Mammalia; Artiodactyla; Balaenopteridae. Gene Ontology annotation, molecular function: calcium ion binding; ATP transmembrane transporter activity. Gene Ontology annotation, cellular component: mitochondrial inner membrane. Gene Ontology annotation, biological process: transmembrane transport. Bases 267 to 1700 code for a protein of 477 amino acids.
CCGCACCCCGCAGCCCUUUCACUUCCGGCCCGCUCCAGGCAGCGCCUGGCCCGUCCCCCGCGCCUCUCGGGGAGGCGGGCGCCGGGCGAGCUCCUCCCCAGGCAGUAGCGGGAGCGGCCACGCCCUGUGCGCCGAGCCGGCCUCGGGUGGGGACUUGGCUCUGUUCAGCUUGCGCGCCGCGGGCCCCUUACAGCCAGGCCUCGCGCCCGAUCAGCCCUCGGCCCCCCUGACCUCCCUCGGCUGGGCCGGCCCGCGCCUCCCGGACCAUGCUGCGCUGGCUGCGGGGCUUCGUGCUGCCCGCGGCGGCCUGCCAGGACGCGGAGCCGCCGACGCGCUACGAGACCCUCUUCCACAAGCUUGACCGCAACGGGGACGGCGUGGUGGACAUCUGCGAGCUGCAGGAGGGGCUCAAGAACCUGGGCAUCCCCCUGGGCCAGGACGCCGAGGAGAAAAUUUUUACUACUGGUGAUGUCAACAAAGAUGGAAAGCUGGAUUUUGAAGAAUUUAUGAAGUACCUUAAAGACCAUGAGAAACAAAUGAAAUUGGCAUUUAAGAGUUUGGACAAAAAUAAUGAUGGAAGAAUUGAGGCUUCUGAAAUUGUCCAGUCUCUCCAGAUACUAGGUGUAACUAUUUCUAAACAACAAGCAGAGUUGAUUCUUCAAAGCAUCGAUGCUGAUGGGACGAUGACAGUGGACUGGAAUGAAUGGAGAGACUACUUCUUAUUUAACCCUGUUACAGACAUUGAGGAAAUUAUCCGUUUCUGGAAACAUUCUACUGGUAUUGACAUAGGAGAUAGUUUAACUAUUCCAGAUGAAUUCACGGAAGAUGAAAAGAAGUCGGGGCAGUGGUGGAGGCAGCUUUUGGCAGGAGGUGUUGCCGGUGCCAUCUCUCGAACAAGCACUGCCCCUUUGGAUCGUCUGAAAGUCAUGAUGCAGGUCCAUGGUUCAAAAUCAGAGAAAAUGAACAUAUAUGGCGGCUUUCGACAGAUGGUCAAAGAGGGAGGUAUCCGCUCGCUUUGGAGAGGAAAUGGUACAAAUGUCAUUAAAAUUGCUCCUGAGACAGCUGUUAAGUUCUGGGCAUAUGAACAGUACAAGAAGUUGCUUACUGAAGAAGGACAAAAAGUAGGAACCUUAGAGAGAUUCGUUUCUGGUUCCAUGGCUGGAGCAACUGCACAGACAUUUAUUUAUCCUUUGGAGGUUCUGAAAACCAGGCUGGCUGUAGGCAAAACUGGACAAUACUCUGGGAUGUUUGAUUGUGCCAAGAAGAUUUUGAAACAUGAAAAAAUGGGAGCUUUUUACAAAGGUUAUGUUCCCAAUUUAUUAGGCAUCAUACCUUAUGCAGGUAUAGAUCUUGCUGUGUAUGAGCUCUUGAAGUCCCAUUGGCUAGAUAAUUUUGCCAAAGACUCUGUAAACCCUGGAGUCAUGGUGCUGCUGGGAUGUGGUGCCUUAUCCAGCACCUGUGGUCAGCUGGCCAGCUAUCCCUUGGCUUUGGUGAGAACACGCAUGCAGGCUCAAGCCAUGGUAGAAGGAACCCCACGGCUGAACAUGGUUGGGCUCUUCCGACGAAUAAUUUCUAAAGAAGGAUUACCAGGACUUUACAGAGGCAUCACCCCAAACUUUAUGAAGGUGCUCCCUGCUGUAGGCAUCAGUUAUGUGGUUUACGAAAAUAUGAGACAAACUUUAGGAGUAACUCAGAGCUGAAUUUUUUGCUUUAGCAUGAUUAUGGAAACUUCCAAGCAUCUCCAGAGUGACCUUUUCUCCUAGAAUUGCAACAAGUCCAUGGCAAAAAGAAGCUGUAUUUUUUUUUCACGAAAGGGAAGAACAUAUCAUUGGUAACUUCAAACAUUUGGACUCAAUUUUAUACAUUCAGAAAUGCUAAAAAUCAUUGUUUUGAUGAGCUCAUGCAGUUUUGAAAAGGCAAUAAAAUUAUAUUUUUUCUUAUUGGUCCUUUCUACAAAUCUCUGCCUGGAAUCCUAAAUCUGAAAAAAUGUACCUGCUUGAACUAAAUUUGCUUUGUUUGAAUUAUAAAUCUUUGAUCUUUAUUUUGCUUGGUUCAAGUUUGUGCCAGUUCCUUUAUACUUAAAUAUCUUUUUCUUAAAAACAAAAUGAUCGGAAAACCUAGAAACUUAAAUUGUUUAUAUAUUUUGAAUGUCUUUAUAAACUUCUUAAAAUUUCCUUGUAGGACCGUUCAUGGAGAAUCAUUGCAUGAAAACAUAAUCUUACAGCAGCCAAAUAGGUGUAAGGUCUCUAUUCUUUCUUUAAGCUGAAUAAGAAUGAACAUAAGCAGCAGAACUUCAAGGCAUGUGAAUACCCUAGUCCACUCAUAUGAUUUUUGUGUAAGGAAGAGUGAUAAAAUAUUAUUUAUUUCAGUGAGCACUUCUCCAUUUUUCUUGUACUGUUAUUUGGUUCCCAGGAUGACACACUGAUUGUCAGUAUAUUACUGUUAAAUUAUUGACACAAGGCAACUUAAUUGAAAAAUUCUGUUUAUUGUCAUUGCUUUGAAAAGAACCAGGAAACAAAACCCUUUUACUUGUAUCAGUUUCUGAAGAGCAUCUCUCUUCUCUUUGUCCUUUGUUUCCUACUUGAAUCAGACUUCCAUUUUAAUCAGGAAGGCUUCUGGGGACCAUUCUUGGUUAUCUCAAAUUUCUUAAUUACAUGAAGUAGGUUGAUCAUUGGUGAAUGGCAUUCUCAUUUCCCCCUCACUUUUAAUUUAUUUGACCCUGCAAUUCUCAAUUUUAAUAGUAAUUUGAGAAUUACUAUUCUCAAAGCUAGGAGAAUAGUAUAUAUUAAUAGUAGUAUAUAUUAAUUUUAUGUAUUUGGUACUAUAAAUGAAAGGCCCAAUUUACAAACAUGUACAUUCAUAUUUUUUCUUGCCCCCCGCCUAGAAACACAUUAUGAUAUAGGAAAUUUGAUUUAUAAUAUUGAUAGCAUGUUUUUAUUUUACUGAAGCCAUUGUGUGUAAUCAACUAUCUUUUCUGAUUUAUGUGAUUAGGACUUAGAAAAAUAUUUAUUAGUUGAAGUUAUUCUUAUGACUUUUCAAUUUAGUUCUUUUUUUUUUAACAUCUUUAUUAGAGUAUAAUUGCUUUACAAUGGUGUGUCCGUUUCUGCUCUAUAACAAAGUGAAUCAGCUAUACAUAUACAUAUAUCCCCGUAUUCAAUUUAGUUCUUAAACUCAAGUUUGAUUUCUAGUAAUUUGUUAUAAAUUGCCAACAUUUUAAUGGAAAUCUAGUGAUAUAAUAGGCAUUUACUUUAUUUGAACCUACCUCUCAUAUUUUCUGAACCAGAGAGAAAUGUUGGACUUGUGUUUGUGAAACAUAUCCUAACAUAUAGUUUUCAUUAUAUUAAUUAUACCUGAUAAAUGUCUUAGUAUUUUUAUAAUACAUAUGAUAAGAAUGGGACUCUAUCUUCAGGGUGUUUGUACUUUUGAGUGAUACAUAAAUGACAAUAUUAAGGUAUAUGAUUAGCUCUUUUUUCACUUGUAAAAUUAUGGAAUGAGUAAAAUUUCAAGCUACUGAAAAAUAUUCAUUGUUCAUUAUGAAUUUAAAUUGUUUGCUCUUUAACAUUUGUAAGGAAUGAAUGUGAUUUAUCUGUGUAUCUUGUAUCUUUUGAAAAGAGCCCGGAGUUGAAGAUAGUUCAUUUCUGGCAUUACUGCAUAUUUACUUUCUGUUUAUAUUAAAAAUACAUUUAUGUUUGUUUUUGAAA